AUGCCAUCUCUACUUGAGCUCAUUCAGAAAGAACCCGAGUUUCAUGUGUCAACAGCCAAAGAGUACGACGCGACACUAAGGGACGGAGAAGUACCUCCGACAAUAGCAUGCAGUCACGAAGGGAGAAGGCCUGGAAAAUACGAUGAAAGCCGUCACUUUCCAGCCUAUAGUACAGAUUCCCAGCAGCGUAUCAUCGAAAUUCUUCCGCGACCUUGGGAUAUUCUUGGGUCUGUUGCUUUAGACGAGAUGGCCAAGCUUAUGCCUGAGUCACAGCGGAUCAAGGACUUUUACGCGGCUGUCGAUGAAGAUGUCGAAUCGCCAAAACGAUAUUGCUAUUCUGGGACAGCAUGUGCAAUUCAGUUGCUCAAGGAACUUCGUUCAGAGCACCGGUUAAACCUCCGAAAGAUCGUGAUUGACGAACGAUACCUUAGCGUAUGCGCCAUGGAGUCGCAUGCAAAUGGACUCAUUCCUUAUUGCAACGAGAAUCCGAAGCUCUGCAUAGAAGUCAAGGUGGACGUGUGGCAUGUGCUCCUACAGAAAACUUGGUAUGACGGGCGUCUAUUUGCAUACUCGGUGAUCGUAGGAGUAGCGAGGUGGCUCAGCGAGGCAUCCUCACUCUUGGCCCAGGGCAUGCCACAAGGUCAAUAUACCCUAUUGUUGGGAGGAGCAGAACCAGAGCUCUUGGAACCACUAUGGAACGCGAUCAAGAGAGCUGCCGCGAUAUAUGAAGGGACUCAAAAUAUUGAGGAAGUGCAUUUGGACCUAUUUAGCAGGUUUCCUACGGACUUCCACGUGUUAGUGAGACAGAGUUUCGAUGGAGGGCUCCCACUGCGAUUUGAUGCGCCUUUGGGCGAACCCUGGGAUCCGACGCAAGUGAUGCACGAGCUGGAGCAUUUAAUUCCUGACGCGAUUGACUGGCAUAAUAUGAUCGACCUCUCGGCCCUGGAGCGGCACGCGCACAUCUUAGAUGCCAUCCGGAAGGAAUACUACACUGUUAGCUAG
Messenger RNA from Didymosphaeria variabile, 1002 nucleotides. RefSeq lists its product as uncharacterized. The transcript is spliced from 2 exons. NCBI's taxonomy places the organism in Eukaryota, Fungi, Ascomycota, Dothideomycetes, Pleosporales, Didymosphaeriaceae. Bases 1 to 1002 code for a protein of 333 amino acids. The record is from RefSeq and is a predicted model, not a curated record.